GAGUACCGUGGAGCAUGACCAUAGUCGUGGAUGUGGUUCAAGAGCAAGACAUCAUCAGAGGCGUUUCGCAAAGUAGUGGCACGAUAUCCCAAUCAGGCCCAACACUCGUACCGAUAUCGCACCAUUCACGGCGAGAAUACCAACGAAUGCAAUUCAAGUGAUGUAUGGAUCACCCAAGUCUGCAAGACGGCGCGCAUUCUUCUUCAAGUCUCUUGCUGCAGAUUUCGCGCUGUCAGCCGCCAAUAUGUUCGAGCAGGGCGCGAGAGUGCUCCUGGCGCCAUGCCCUUUGCCUCUCCCCGAUUUCCCAGUCCUAGCACAUUGCCGCAAUGCACCUUCGAGCCCUACGCACAGCGAUCGUACAGCAAAAUCGUCACGAAGGGAAGGUGAGACUAUGAGUGACUUGCCAGAUGCGAGACUCGGACUUUACGUGCCAUUCGGAAGCAAGUCUGAAUGCCUCGAGACUUCAGGCCUUGCCUCGAUGUCCAGUACUUUGUACGAGUUCGGUUGUAGGCGAGCAGCUGUGUCGUUAGAUUUGGAUCGACGCCUUCCACCAACAGGGGAAGCGAUGAGUGGCCAAGUCGAACAAUCACACUCGAUAGCACAGCUCAGAGGCGGCGAGGGCCAACCUCAGACAGGCAUGUUUCGAUGGUUCAAGAAAGCCCGGAGCAGUGAUAGGACUCAAUCAUCGUUCCCCACAGUCACUUACAAGGGCAAAAGGAUCGGAUCACCACACUUGAUACCAGCUCUGAACGUGCUGCCGCCAGCGUCGAGAUACGUGCCACCUCAGAAGGUCUCGCCUUUCAGUCGCUCCACGAGGGCAUCACUCAACAAUUAUCAAGACAAUGUGAAAAAGUCACUCGAUACGUCGCAUCAUAAUCACGGUGCCUCUUUUCUGUCGCCACCAGCUCUUCUCGCCACGCCAUCCCGACCAGCCACGUCCAAUCCCUUCGCAGGAAUAUACGGUAACCCAGACAUGCGUAGAGCGGGCCCAGUAUCUCUGCCAGUCGACAAUACAACAGCAAGCAGCCUCGUCGGCAGACCCAGUGCACUCGACGGUUCGCAAACCGGAUACGCUCAACCACCCGCCAUACCAGACCGGUCACCGCUGCGCAAGUCCGGCGAAGCGCCCCAGCAUACCCGACAGGCAGUGUAUGGCAGUGCGCAGUCGAGCUCGCCCAAAGCGUGGGCAGAUAGGAAGUGGGACGCGCUUCCUGCUUUGCCGACGGCGACGGGGGGCGAAACGCCUGAGCCGAUACAGAUGUACGAUACGGCGUGGAUGCAGGGCGCGAAGGAUGAGCCGUUUGAUACUGAGGAGGUGCUUGGCUCGCUGAGACCGGAGCGGCUUGGUCUUCAUCCUUUGCAGGGGCGGUGUGUGGAUGGUCGUGGAGAUACUGGUCGUGAUACUGCGACACUGCCAGCGCAAGCAGCUGCUUCUGACACUGGGAAGCUGGCCCAGGACCCUGCAAUACUGCCGGCGCAAGCAACUGCUUCCGACGCUACGAAAUUGGUUCGUGGUAGUGAACAGGUCAAAGCGACAGAUAAUCUCAGUACUCUCACUCGCGAUUGGGACCUCCAAUCCUGCGACACCGACGACCUCGGUGUCGACAAACUGGUGGAAAAACAGGAAAGACGUGCUCGACGUGCUCAACGCACUCUCAGUCUUCGAUCCCCGCCACCGCAACUUAGGCAGGCGAAUGUCCGUGAUAACAACGAGCCACUCAAUGGUCUGCCCGAAGAGGACGCCCCGACUGCGGAAAGCCUUUUCUACGCUGACUUUGUGGGUAUCGUGAAAGACUACCGUGAGCAGCUGCACCGCAUAAUCCAAAGAGCUUAUGAAGCGGGUGACAUCAGCGAGGAUCAGUGGGUGCGCGAGAAGUGGAGGCAUAAGACUUCGAUGGAAAGGCGAUUGCGGGCUGCCGAGGAGAUGAGUGGAUAUAGGGUACGUCCGCCUCAGACACAGGACUCAUGGACUCGCGAGAACUAUGACUAACGACAGAGUAGAUACUCACCUCCGAGCCCGA
This is a messenger RNA of Boeremia exigua, 2021 nucleotides long. RefSeq lists its product as uncharacterized. The transcript has 2 exons. The record is from RefSeq and is a predicted model, not a curated record. Lineage: Eukaryota; Fungi; Ascomycota; Dothideomycetes; Pleosporales; Didymellaceae. The coding region runs from base 161 to 1990 and encodes 609 amino acids.